Xiphophorus hellerii (green swordtail) is the source of this 3463-nucleotide messenger RNA. It is a transcript of the gene nol10, whose product is annotated as nucleolar protein 10. Gene Ontology annotation, cellular component: small-subunit processome; nucleolus; 90S preribosome. Lineage: Eukaryota; Metazoa; Chordata; Actinopteri; Cyprinodontiformes; Poeciliidae. Gene Ontology annotation, biological process: maturation of SSU-rRNA from tricistronic rRNA transcript (SSU-rRNA, 5.8S rRNA, LSU-rRNA). The transcript has 20 exons. The record is from RefSeq and is a predicted model, not a curated record. Gene Ontology annotation, molecular function: protein binding. Bases 106 to 2292 code for a protein of 728 amino acids.
GAGACUCACCGGUUGCCGGGGUACAACAACGUGUAUGAGGAAUCGACGAACCCCUAGAAAUGCAGAUUUCAAACGUGAACGAUGUGAAGAUUUACAAUCUAAGUUAUGGAAAGUCCCUCCCUGAGUGGUUGUCAGAUCGAAAGAAAAGACAGCUUCAGAAAAAAGAUGUUGACAUCCAGCGGCGGAUUGAACUCAUUCAGGACUUUGAGAUGCCCACAGUGUGCACCUCUAUCAAAGCGUCCCGAGACGGUCAGUUCAUCCUGGCAGCAGGAACAUACAAACCCAGAGUUCGCUGCUAUGACACAUAUCAGCUGUCCCUUAAAUUUGAGCGAUGUUUGGAUUCAGAUGGUAGGUUUUUCUCGUGUAUCUUUUCUAGCCCCUUCUGGAACAAUGGGUUUUACUGUUUUCUUUUUUCUUCUUCUUCUUACAGUUGUAGCUUUUGACAUCCUGUCAGAUGAUUACUCAAAGCUGGUUCUUCUGCAGUGCGAUCGCCAUGUGGAGUUCCACGCCCAACAAGGCCACUACUACAAGACUCGGAUCCCAAAGUUCGGACGGGACUUUUCCUACCACUAUCCCUCCUGCGACCUCUACUUUGUGGGGAUGAGUUCCGAGGUGUACAGACUGAACCUGGAGCAGGGGCGCUUCCUCAACUCCCUUCAGACAGACGGCGUGGAGAACAAUGUUUGUGACAUCAACCCUGUUCAUCAUUUAUUCGCAACUGGAACCUCUGAGGGAAGGGUCGAAUGUUGGGACCCUCGCAUCCGGAACCGAGUGGGCGUUCUGGACUGCGCCCUGAGCAGCCUGACUGAAGGAACAGAGGUUCAGGGUUUACCGUCCAUCAGUGCGCUGAAGUUUAAUGGUUCCCUCACCAUGGCAGUAGGCACCAGCACUGGACAGGUGCUGCUGUAUGACCUGCGUUCCAGCCAACCGCUGCUGGUCAAAGAUCACUUCUACAACUUGCCAAUCAAAUCUUUGAACUUCCACGACCAGCUGGACCUCAUUGUGUCGGCUGAUUCCAAGAUCAUAAAGAUCUGGAACAAAGACUCGGGGAAGCUGUUCUCCUCCAUACAGCCACAGAGUGACCUCAAUGAUAUCUGCAUGUACCCCAAUUCAGGAAUGCUUUUCACGGCCAAUGAAGACCCCAAAAUGAACACGUUCUACAUCCCGGCUUUGGGCCCGGCUCCUCGCUGGUGCUCGUUCCUGGACAGCCUGACGGAGGAGCUGGAGGAGAGCCCGGAGAGCACGGUCUACGACGACUACAAGUUUGUCACUCGCAAGGACCUGGAGAAUCUGGGUUUGUCUCACCUGAUUGGGUCGUCUCUCCUGAGAGCCUACAUGCACGGCUUUUUCAUGGACAUAAGGCUGUAUCACAAGGUGAAAACCAUGGCAAAUCCUUUUGCGUAUGAGGAAUACCGCAAGGACAAGAUCCGGCAGAAGAUCGAGGAGUCCAGAACGCAGAGAGUCCAGGUUCAGAAGCUGCCGAAGGUGAACAAGGAGCUGGCUCUCAAGCUGAUGGAGGAGGGAGAUGAAGAGGCAGAGCUGGCUUCCAGGAAGAAGAAGGGCAAGGCUCUCCCCACCAUCCUGGGAGACGACCGCUUCAAGGUGAUGUUCGAGAACCCGGACUACCAGGUGGACGAGCAGAGCGAGGAGUUCCGGCUGCUCAACCCCAUCGUCUCCAAGGUGGGACAGAAGAGGAAGAAGAAGCUGCGGCUGCUGGCUCAGCAGGAGGCCGACGUCCAGCAGGCGGCAGAUGAAGAAGAGGAGCCAGAAGGGCGAGCCAGCUCUGAGGAAGAGAGCUCUGACGACGACAAGAGCUGGGUGGAGGAGGUGAGGGAGCAGCGGCGGCUACUGCGGCAGGAGGACAGAGACCGACGGCGGCAGGAGAGGAGGGAUGCUGACCGCAACACCGUCCUGCUGGAGCGGAAACAGGGCAGAGGAGACGAGACCGAGAGCAAGAAGACAAGUCAGCUGCAGUUUUAUCAGCUCAAAGCCGGAGAGGAGUUCAGGAGUUUUGGCGACAUGGCCCACAAGCAGAAACUGCAGAAGGCUUCUCUGGAGGAGAGGCUAAAGUUGGAGGAAAGCUCAGGAAUCAGCAGCACAGCGGACACGGCGGUGGGCAGCAAACAGCUGACCUUCACUCUCAAAAAGUCGGAGCAGCAGAGGAAGCAGCAGCAGGCGGAGAGAGAACACCACGAGGAGAGGAAGAAGCUGAGACGCUCUGCCGGGCACCUGAGCAGCGCUCGUGGGAGAGGACGGGGGAGAGGAAGAGGAAGAGGAAGAGGCCGCUUCUGAAGAAAGACAGCACAACUGAGAUCAAAUGUGUCUUUGACUUUUUUUCCACCUAGUCUCCUCCUGCCUGUGGUCGGAGAGAUUAAAUCAGACUGCAAGACCAGAAAAUAAGUGUCAAUCCGAUUUAGUGGGAAGUUUGUUCAACUCCUGGGUGGUCUGAGCCCCCUGUCUGCGAACUCCAUGGAUAUUAAAAACAGACUGCCGCUGUCAGUGUCUGUGUUAAUGGUAAAACAAGAUGACAUGUCAGAGUCCUGUCUGCGAAUAGAUCGCUAGCUGGUUGAGAUUUCAGGAAACUCCUCAAAAGGCUAGUUUCAAACCAGGACAGGAACAAAUGUGUUAUUUUAACAAUGUUUUGAUAUUUUCUAUUGCUGACCCAUAAUUUUGUUAAUGUAUAAAUUAAAUUUUGCAAUAUAUUUGUAGAAAGCUCUUCCUUCAUUCAUCAUCUAAAUUUAAUGAUUUUAGAAAUCUUUUGACCAUGGUUUUUGUGGUGUCCAUUCACAUUGUUGUUAGAUUAUUUUGCAGAAUUAUCGGAUACAUUUUAGUUCUUCACGAAAGCUUUAUUACCUUAUAGCAAAAAUGUAUAUUUUCUAUAUUUCUUAACAAACUUGUCAUCUACCCUUAUAGUUGUAUUAUAAGCAUGGCUGAAGCUAUGAAAAAGCUCCUAGGUGAGAGGGCUGAAUGUCCUUGCAGUCAUUGCAUUUUGUGCACAAUGGAAACAUCCUAAAAAAAUGUGUGAAACUUGUAUCUAAGGAUAUUAAUGAAAAGUUUAGUGGAAGGAAAAAUGUUGUUUUUGAAAGCCAACACAUAGAGAUGUACCCAGAACACAAACUUCAGCUGUUGUGUUCUAGAACCACUGGGAAAGGGAAAUAAAAGCCUGGACUGUCGUCCGAAGUCCUCUUUUCAGAUUAAGGUAAUGUUUGCUGAUCAUUGUAGAGUUGAAGCUAUGGACGACAUCAUGCAUCUGCUUUUCCUGUGCAUUUAACACAGUCCAGUCUGACUUAUUCUGUGACAAACUCCAGAAGAGAUACUUUUCAGAAAAUGGAAAACGUAUUGGUCACAACAAAAGUGUCUUAAGCCAGAUGCUUUUUCAGAUCUCCUGACUGCUACAGGAAAUCCCUCCUCCCCACAGCUGUAACAAUGUCCUACAACUCUGAAUAAACUCUGAUAGUUUGAG